This is a messenger RNA of Diabrotica balteata, 462 nucleotides long. The record is from the annotation of a GenBank genome assembly. NCBI's taxonomy places the organism in Eukaryota, Metazoa, Arthropoda, Insecta, Coleoptera, Chrysomelidae.
AUGAGAUGGGCGAAUGAUAUUAAGAAGAUCGGAGGACACAACUGGAAGCAAGUGGCGCAAAAUAGAAGACACUGGAUUGAUUUGGGGGAGGCCUAUGUCCAAAAUCCUAAGCCUCCACAGGCUCCCCAAAACGUGACUGUAGGUCCUCUAGUUAAGACAAACGGCAGCUUGAACGUACUGUUGAAAUGGACUCCUCCCAUUUCUGACUUGCCAAUCGAGAGGUACAAAGUGUUCUGGAGCAGAAGGUUACAAGGAGCCAAGGCGUUGGAUUCCGUACUUGUACAACAACAAGUACUGUCCAAGGAAGACGUAUUAGUUAACGGAGUACGUCUAAAUAAUACUAGAUACGCCGACGAUAUAGUAGUGUUUGCAGAUAGCUUGGAUGGUUUAAAAACAAUAAAAUCGCACAUAUUAGAUAUAAGCAGAGAAUACGGACAGAAAGGAGGUUUGCACCCCAUGUAA